AUGGAACGCUGGAGUGGAAUUCUCAAGGUGCUGUUGCACCCUGAUAGCACCACUUUCUAUAGAGUUGCUGCAUCCCUCUGCCUUUCGCCUUCUUCCACGUCUCUUACGAUGCCUUCUGCGAAUGCCAUAUUCUUCAAUGGGGAUCAUGUCGAAGGGACUGGAGAUCCCGUAAUUGAGAGGCUUUCGGAUUUGCAGAAUAUUGCUGAAAUUUUGGUUUCAAAGUUUGGUUCAACUGUCAAUGCUUGGGUGGUUGAUGCUCCCAUUUUCAAUGGUCCAUUUGCUGUUUACAAGGAUUUUGUUCCAUCUAUAAACCUGAAUGGGGAACCAAAAGGCUAUGAUGCAACAGGGUUUCCAGCUUCUUCAUCAAUCGUGUCGCUUUUGGCCAAUAGUUUGAGAGAGGCGAAUAAUGCUAUUCUACCAGGGCAAGAAGGUCCUUCUCAGGCUGAACCUUCAACAUCACUUCUGCAUGAACCAAAAACCCUUCUUUUAGGAUUUAGUAAAGGGGGUGUUGUGCUUAACCAGCUUCUCACAGAGAUUAGUUCUGUAGAGUCCGAACCUGUCAGAACAGUAAAGCAAUCAAAACAAGCCAUGAAUAAUGGAGGACAAACCUUCUGGAAGGAGAAUGAAUUUGUCUUUAUACCCUCGUCCAAAGAAGAUUUUUUAAACAGUAUAACUGAGAUCCAUUACGUGGAUGUUGGUUUAAACACGGAAGGGGCUUAUCUUACUAACAAGGAAAUCAUGGACAAGUUCUCAGAUCAUCUUGCAAGAAGAGCUUUUGGAAUACGGUUUCUUCUUCAUGGAACUCCAAGACAAUGGUGUGACAACCGGCGAAUUUGGAUCCAAAAGGAAAAGAAUGAGCUGUUUCGUCUGCUGAAAUCAGUUGCUCAAAGGAAUAUGGGGAAAUUAAAAAUCCGCGAGAGAUUAUAUUUUGCUAAUUGGCCUCCCAGUUUACAAAUGCAUUUUGAAAUCAUUGAGAAACUGGAUGAUUUAACAGGAGACUAUGUCAUUGCUACGGUGUUUGAUUGUACUGAUAAUAUAGCUAAGGUGUUAAGAAAUAGUAGCGAGAUGAUGCUGUGCGUUUCUUCAGAACUUGAAAAGACACCUUUUGUAGUUUUAAUGUAA
Messenger RNA from Oldenlandia corymbosa var. corymbosa, 1122 nucleotides. NCBI's taxonomy places the organism in Eukaryota, Viridiplantae, Streptophyta, Magnoliopsida, Gentianales, Rubiaceae. The record is from the annotation of a GenBank genome assembly.